CAAACAAUGGCGAUUAAGGUUUCGAUGAACGGGCAUAAAUCCCGAUCAAAAGCCAUGAAGAUUGCAGUAGGUCUCCCUGGUGUGGAGUCGGCGGCUUUGAAAGGCGACGACAAGACCCAGAUUGAGGUGAAGGGAGAUGGAGUUGACGCAGCUCAGCUAACGAUGUUGCUGAGAAAGAAAGUGGGAUUUGCAGAGCUAGUGAGCGUGACGGCUGAGGGAGGAGAAAAGAAAGAGGAAAAGAAAGAAGAACCCAUGGUGCAGGCUCUGGUUUGGCCGUCUACAACGCCUUAUUGUGUCUAUGAGUUCCCACCGGCGAGCCAGUACCAUGACCCCUGCUCCAUCAUGUGAAAAAAAGAUUUAAGCAUAUAUAUAUAUAUAUAUAUUUUUUGAAUUUUUUGUUAUGGGACCGUUUUGAAACCCAUCCAGAAGAGGGGAGGGAUGCACUUAAUCAAUGAAAUUUGUCAUUGGACCACACCGAUCAAGUGCGAUUUAAGCAUAUAUGUUAGCAAUAAAGAUUGAAAAAUUAAUAUAUAGAAAUGUUCUUUUCAUAUAUACUAGUUUUCAAUACCCAGCAAAUUAAUUAUUUAAUUUUUG
Rubroshorea leprosula is the source of this 594-nucleotide messenger RNA. The record is from the annotation of a GenBank genome assembly. Lineage: Eukaryota; Viridiplantae; Streptophyta; Magnoliopsida; Malvales; Dipterocarpaceae.